CAAUGGCGUGGCGCCCAGAAUGUGACGUCAUUAUUCGUCGACACGGAUGGCGCGCGCUUCGAAAGCUGAAGAGUUGGCACAAAAUGUUUACUUCGCUCUGCAGGCUGCCUUGUGUCCACUGGUGGAAGGGCUGCACCUGCACGAGGCAGACAGUAUGCUGCAGUUGCUUUGUGCUCCCUCUCAGCACCGCACUGACAUAUUGGAAUGGAUCUGCAGGAGUAUCAACCCAAACUUUGCUACUUCAAAUAAAGUGCUGAGAGCCAAAGAUCCUGACAUUUUGACUAAAGAGAUGGCUAUGCUUGGGCAGGAUCUGAUGCUUUGCAAAGUGGAUGACUUGGACCUGAUCAGGGGUAAUGUGAGCCCUCUUCGGCAGCUCCGGUUCCUGGAGCAGCUUUUAACUCUCGUCCCAGGCAGCGUGAAGUCACCUGAAAGCAGAAUGGAUGAAGAGAUGCUACUGAAUGUACUUUGUGCCACUGAGACUCUGCCCCACCUCACUCAAAUGCUGAAACCCACGUUUGAUCCCUGGCCUGCAAACAUCAAUGAUUUACACAAGAUGACCAAGUCAGCGUGUCAUGAUGGGAGCAGGGAGGAGGCUGCAGAUGUUGCCACUCUCCUCCAGUUGACUCAGGUGGCUUUGGAGCAGCUGCAGUCAGAGUGUGAAUUCCUGCAUAGUGACACACAGCAUUCUGCCGCCUUCUCUCCGAGCGCUUUACGUGUGGCUGCGUGUGACCUCCAGCAGUCCAUGAUUACUUUCAACCAUGUCUACGAAACAGAUUUUAAAGCAUACUGCCGUAGAGAUCCACCCAGCUUCAGCACAGAUGCUGAUGUCUUUCGGAGAGUGCACCAGCUGCUGCUGGCCUGCAACACGGAGCUGGAACUUCUCCAUGAGGUAUCUGAAUCAUCUGUUUCUAUGAGUGAGGAGAUGAAUCGGAUAAAAACACGACCUCGCUACUGGAGUCAUGGAAAGAAGCGUACAUUACCGGAUCAGUUGGAGGAGCUUAACAGACGUUACAGAGACUUCCUGUCGCUGCUUCCUUCCUAACAAAGCCUGACGGUAACCCUAAGAUUAACAGCUGACUGCCACCACUGUGUUAUGUUUGUGUAUGUGGAUUCAUAUUCAUGUUUAUUUAAAUUUUUGUCCACCUGGGGAGUUUGGCGGGUUUCAAGAUGGUCAUGGAUGCUACA
Messenger RNA from Thalassophryne amazonica, 1185 nucleotides. It is a transcript of the gene haus7, whose product is annotated as HAUS augmin-like complex, subunit 7. Gene Ontology annotation, cellular component: HAUS complex. Gene Ontology annotation, molecular function: microtubule minus-end binding. The transcript has 9 exons. Lineage: Eukaryota; Metazoa; Chordata; Actinopteri; Batrachoidiformes; Batrachoididae. Gene Ontology annotation, biological process: spindle assembly; centrosome cycle. Bases 47 to 1042 code for a protein of 331 amino acids. The record is from RefSeq and is a predicted model, not a curated record.